CUUUUCAACAACUCGGUAGUCGGUAGUCAAUAUGAAUGUGUUUGUAUACCUUCUCUUGAUGAUCAUGAUAGCAAGUGCAGCAGAACAGUUUUCGAUAUGGAAGACAGACAGUGAGCGCUCCUACGAAGGGUUACUACUGGUGAGUAUCAACGGAGCAGCUCGUAAAAACGUAUGUCGACGCUAUUCUACUUACCAUUACUAUCCCGACACAGGUACUUCUCUCCAGAUCUGCAAGAAGCUACACUUCCACCAACUUGUCUCCACGGGCAACACAGGCAGCCUCUAUCUGUUCCGUUCUCACUACACCUCAGGUAUGUACUACUUGAGGGGCUGUAACCCAACUUGUAGUUACAGUGCAUCUACUAACUGUCUAAGCGUACAUUAUUUCACCAAGAUCUCUUGCGGAUGCUCUGGAAACUUCUAUGCAACAGCUGACGGCUGCAUCCCCUGCCCAACAAACAGCGUAAACGCAACUGGUACUGUGGGUAGAUGUUCCUGCGAAGCUGGCCUGUACUGGUCGGUGGGUCACUGUAUACCUUGUCCAGCGUACAAGUACAGUGCUGCUAACUCAGUGAACUGUACCCAGUGUCCUAACGGAGCUACCUCCACCCCUGGUUCAAGUAACUGUUUCUGCUUUCCAGGGCUACACAAGGAAGGUACAGAGUGUAGGGAAUGUGGUGGGAACACUUUCAGUGUUCGGAACAGCACAUCUUGUACAAAUUGUCCUGAAAACAGCACCGCCUCUCUCGACCACUCUGCUUGUGAGUGUCAGGACAACUAUCUCUGGAACCCAGCCGGCAACAACUGCACUGAGACAGAGAAGAAUAUCAGUCAAAACAUAACCCGGAUCUACAACAAACCAACACCAGCUCCGCAAACACCGGACAAAAAGACCAAACUUGGAAAUCCUCAUCCCGUGACGACAGCACUACUGAUUGUGAUUCUGGUGGCAGUUCUGGCUUGCCUCGUUGCAAUUGUGAUCCGGACAUCCUGGAGAAAGACAAAGGAACCCGGGAGGAUGAUCAUGGGAGGACUGCAAGAUCGAGAUCUCCCGACUGGACCCCCUCCAAAACCACCAGCUUGCUGUGUAGACGAGGAGGAUAUUUAUGUCGAACAAGACUGA
Molecule: messenger RNA, 1123 nt
Organism: Bolinopsis microptera
Lineage: Eukaryota; Metazoa; Ctenophora; Tentaculata; Lobata; Bolinopsidae
Exons: 2
Coding region: 32-1123 (363 amino acids)
Source: RefSeq, a predicted model, not a curated record